Messenger RNA from Pecten maximus, 5091 nucleotides. Its product is annotated as ubiquitin carboxyl-terminal hydrolase 2-like. Gene Ontology annotation, biological process: protein deubiquitination. The record is from RefSeq and is a predicted model, not a curated record. Gene Ontology annotation, molecular function: cysteine-type deubiquitinase activity. Lineage: Eukaryota; Metazoa; Mollusca; Bivalvia; Pectinida; Pectinidae. The transcript has 13 exons. Gene Ontology annotation, cellular component: cytoplasm. The coding region runs from base 236 to 2206 and encodes 656 amino acids.
AACGGCUAGAAAUAGUCAGUAUCGCGUAAUCAAAAUGGCGUCAAGUUGAUUACUCUGCCCGGAGUUGUAUGUGAAGCAGCCAGUGUUUAUGUUGAUGAGAUGAUUGACUUCAACAGAACAAAAAAUGGUGGAGUUUUUUACAUCAGCAUUGUGCCAUUUUGAAUGUGAAGUACCACUUUAGGAUUUUUUGUUGUGUAACGUGUGUGGGAGGUCUCUAGAGCGCAUGGAUAACUAAAUGACGUCACUUCGCAUGUAUGUCCCUUCCUCCUGGUCUGGUAGAAUGCCAAGUCUGACAGGAACGAGUCGUACAAGUGAUUAUAACUCCGGAUAUACACCGAGUACGAAAACUACCUACCAUGCCUCUUCCACCCUAUCAAGACCGACUAGAGCAUCCAGUCUCCCCAGAAGUCCUUCUUUUGUCACACCAAGUACCACGAGGACAAGAGCUGGCUAUUCUGGUUCGUCCUCAGGCAGCACUAGGCCGACAUCACGGUCCAACAUCACAACAAAAGUUUCAUCAAGAACACUACCACCCGGACCAGGGCCAUUGGAUUCAUCAGGAAAGAAGUUGAGCAAUUACUCAGUCAAUGGCCCUUCUUCGACUCGUGACUUUAAAACACGUUCAAAUACUAGUUCCUCAAGCAUAGGAGGUAACGGACCUUUAAAAGCUGAUCAUAACAGCACAACUUACACUAGUACGUAUGGGUACGGAUCUACUUCAACGUCAACAUUACCAAGAGGGGAUCGACCUACUAGUGGGUUGAAAGGUCGAAGGUCGUCAAGUAUUGCAAGCCUUAGUGAGAAGGCGUCCUCACUACGAAUUGAGGAUGACCUUACAUCUUAUACACCAAGAUCAAGGGUGUCUGACACGCAGGAUUUAUCCUCAUCCCGGACCUCCAAGCGAGACCAGUAUGAAUUAGAUAAUCGCGAACAUAGAAGGAACAGUCGAACCGCAAGUGUAGAACCUAAAGAAACAAGUAGUACCUCAGACUUUUUCUCCAAGAAUUUUACAUCUUCAAAUUCAAGACUAAGUAGUCCCUCCCAUGAAAAGGAGUCAAGUCUGCCGCCAUCAGGGCGGAAGUAUGAAAAUGGAUUAGAUUUAUUGUCAAAAGCAGGACGCAGCUCCUCCAACUCAUAUACCUCUACUGCGCAGGUUAGUAGCCGCUACAUGCAUGCAGGAAAGACUGGUCUCCGGAAUCUUGGGAAUACAUGUUUUAUGAGCUCAGUACUUCAGUGCCUUAGUAACACCAAGCCUCUGAUUGAAUUCUGUCUAAAUGAGGAAUAUCUGUCGGAGAAAAACACAACUACCAGCUCUAUGAAGGGACAGCUCAUGACCGCCUAUGCAAGUUUGAUGAUGUCGAUGUGGAAGGAUAACGAUGCCUCACAUUUAUCUCCCAGCGCUUUCAAGAUGCAGGUGCAGAAGUUUGCACCCAGGUUUACAGGCUAUGCACAACAAGAUGCUCAGGAGUUUCUGCGUUACCUGUUGGAGGGUCUACACGAGGAUGUAAACAGAGUCCGAUCAAAACCCAAACCCGUCACCAUCAAGGAUGAGGACUUCACUAACGACAGUGAAAAAGCGGAGGAGUAUUAUAGAGUUUACCUUUCCUAUGGUAACAGUCGGAUAGUUGAAAUAUUUGUUGGUCAAUUGAAAAGUGAACUGAGAUUCAAAGAUUGUGGUCACAAGUCGACAACAUUUGAUCCGUUCUGGGAUUUGUCUGUGCCAAUUCCAAAGAGAGGGUCCCAGGUCAGUAUACAACAGUGUAUCAACCUGUUUAUGAAGGAAGAGGAGCUCGAUCAUGAUGAACGACCUACGUGUGAGCAGUGUAAGAAGAGGAAAGCCUGUACCAAGAGUUUCAGUAUACAGAGAUUUCCACAGAUCCUCGUCCUUCACUUGAAGCGUUUCAGCCAAGGCCGUUACAGCCAGAAAGUAUCGUCCUGUGUAGACUUCCCUAGUACCUUAGAUAUGACCGACUACGCUUCUGAAAAAGGUACACAACGAGUGGUAUACAAUUUGUAUGCCGUCAGUAAUCAUAUAGGAAGUGUGUAUUCAGGCCACUACACCGCCUACUGUAAACAUCCCUACUCUGGCGAAUGGAACUCCUUCAAUGACACCAGAGUGUCUUCGACGACUUCCAGUAGUGUGAUAUCACCAGAAGCCUAUGUGUUGUUUUAUGAACUGUCCAGCCAAAGGUCUGCACGCCUAUAACCUCAACACUAGAUCAACUUGUUGGACUUGGAACUAACUCACAAGUACUUUACAGAAACUACAUUUGAUUUAUCAAGCCUCAAGGCGAUGAUAUUGGAUUCUGCUGAGACCAUUUACAUCCACUCAACUGUAUACAGUUUUCUUGUUGAACACAUUUCUUUUUAAAGAGAAUUAUAACAUGAAAUUAAUUAUACAAUCGAAGAAUAAAUCUAUUUAGAAUCAUUAUAGAAUAAUAUUUUUUUCAUGUAAAUGAUUCAUUUUGAUAUUAGAUAAUCAUAAUUCUGAUUGAAGUUUUAUUGUGGAAAAAAUCUUAAAUACACUUGAUUUUAAAGUAUUGAACACAGUUGCACUAACAACUUCAUCCUCAGUUUUUCUGCUGUUAUAGAAGAAAAUAACAGGAAAAAAUACUCGCACAAGUAUUGUUAGAUGUUUAUGAAAGAUAAUGUUUUUGUUUAGUUUAAAACUUUGUUAAAAGAUUCCAGUUCCAGCUUUGUAAAAUAAUGACCAACAGAAUCAUUGAAUCAAGGAACCAAACUCCUGGCUUUGGUCAAUUGUUGGUGAUGACAGUAUGUAUCUGCGAUUAAAGUAAUUGUUUUUGGGAAAAAAUUGCAAAAUUUGAUAUUAAAAAAAAAAACAAAAAAAACCCCAAAAACUUUCACUUGUGUAACAUUCAGCCAGUAAAAGUAAAAGGAUUUUUCUAUAUCAUAAAAACCAGAGGUGCUGGACAUUUUAUCAGAUAUCAUUAUACUUGAGACGUUGUCAUUUCUUGUCACGUUUAUUUCUACUUCAUUUAUUAAUGAGUGGAGAUUAAAGUUUUUAUUUUCACCCCCAAAAGAAAUGUGAUUAUUAGUCAUAUUUACCUAAGUUUAGGGCCGAUGUUAUUUAUUCUAACUGAGAUGUGGUGUGGGGUUCACCUGAGUUUUAAUGUUUGGAAAAAUGAUAUUUGUAAAUGUUAAAGUAGGAUGGAUAAUAUUUAGUUUGAAGGGAAAUAUUAAUUUAUUUAGGAUAGUAUUUGAAUAUUUAGUAUGAAGGGGGAAAAAGAGCAUGCUUUAAAUAUUUAAUAUGAUGGGUAACUUUCUUCGGUUAUCAAUGUAACUGAAUGGCCGUUGGUAAUAGAACUAUUAUAAAAUAUUUAUUUUAUUUAAACUACAUUUUCCCUGGAUACAAAGCAGCAAGGGACUUAUGUAACCAGCAGCUUUACAGAGUAAAUUUGUGGAGAACACUUGUUGAUCCUGUAGAUAGGUCCGUUUAAUUCUAAUCGUGUGUCACAUGUGUAUGAAUGGUGAUGAUAUUGUGUUUUAUUUGGGAGAAAUUUUGAUAUUUUAUUAAGUCAUUUAAGUUGUGAAUUUAAUUUAUCAAUUUUAUUUGUGAUAUUAUUUCCACCCAUUUAUAUAUGAAUUAGUUUUGUAUGAAAGGGCAAUAAUUCUGUCAUUACACAUGCUCAGGAAAUCUCUGUCAUAAUUAUACAUUGAAAAACUCCAUGUUGGAAUUAACUAUUGAAUAAUCAUACACUCACAAUAUAAAUUCUCAAUCUCAAGUAUUGGGUAUGAAAAAAAAAACCAAUAAAAAUGAAAAACAUACCUCAUGCUGCUGACCAAAUCAAAUAUAAGGAAGUUUACAUUUGUUUGGUGAUUUUUUUUUUUUUUUUUUUAAAAAGAAGAAAAAAGCUGAUACAUUUAAAGUUUUGUCCUGGUUUUCUUUCAAAUGAAGGACAUACUAAUAAUGUCGGACUUGUACAUGACAAAUGUCAAAAUGUUGAAAUGAUUUUUUUUAUUUUAUGAUGAGACUAAUGUGUGGUUUGUGAGGACAUACUCUGAGUGUUGAAUCACGGGAUCAACGUUUUCAGUAGUGUAAUAUAUUGUAUUUAUCUGAUUAGUCAGUUCCCUAUAAUCGCUUGCCAGUAGAUUCUGAUUAACAGACUUUAUUUUGAUUUGUGAGUUGGAUUUGAGAGAACAAUGAUAGUCUGGUCAACUAAAACUCUUUUAUUCAUCUUCUAUAUCAAAUUUAAAGAAGCCAAAAAACCCAUUUAAAAAACCUCCAACUUUAUGUUGUGUCCUUAUGUACUAAUAUUUUUUGGAGUAACAUACUUCUUAAACAAUGCUUGCUGAGUAAUUUACCAAUACCAUCUCAGUCAAACUUAGCAAAAGCAAAAUAUAUCCUAAAAACUGAUGAUUUUGCUUACUUUCCUAAUUCAACUUCAAAGCACUCUUCUACAAUCCUAAUAUAUUGAAGAACUCUGCUACCUUCCUUCACCAUAAACUCUGAAUUUAGAAAUGUAUUUGUUAUCCCGAUUAAAUACCUCACAAAAUUAAAUCUGUUGUUCCAACAUUGUGUUACCAUACUGAGAUAUUUAUUUUUAAUGUAAAACAACGAAAAACAUUAGAGGAAAUUUCUCUCUUUAAGAUGCUACAUUACAACCAAAGAGUAAUUAUGAUUGAUUGAAACAGGAAUUAGACCAUUGUUUAUUUCUGUACAAUUUGAAAAGUUACAUUCAAUACUUUAUACUAUUACCACUCUUAAGCUUCUCUUUUUUUAUCUUUAAACUUUUGAAGUGAACUAAUAAUUAAAAGCAUCCAGAGGUAAAUCUGAAUGCUGUGCCUCUGUAUGUGGUUCAUGCUUUACAGCUGUCUGCUGAUUCAUUGUUUUCACCAGUAAGUUUGUUUUUCACCAAGUUUGCUGCAUAAUUUUUACAGUUCAGCAUUAUCACCUGCUAAUCAACUUUUCAGUGACAUGAUUAUCAAUUUGAGCAAAUAAUGGUUGUAAACUAUUUUGACUGUCAUGCAAGAUUUGUUAAGAAACUUUGUAUACACUGAAUGGCUAUACAUUAUGUGAAAUGUUAAAAAUGAAGAUUAAGGAAUCUCUUGUUCCUGUUUUAACCCCCCCCC